Messenger RNA from Camelina sativa (false flax), 913 nucleotides. RefSeq lists its product as uncharacterized. The record is from RefSeq and is a predicted model, not a curated record. NCBI's taxonomy places the organism in Eukaryota, Viridiplantae, Streptophyta, Magnoliopsida, Brassicales, Brassicaceae.
CAUUAUUAGUUAGUCGUGUAAAGGCUUCAGUUAUGGCGUAGCAACGCGGUGGAGAACAUUCUCGGAGAGACGGUGAUCGGAGAAGAGAGGGAGAGGAUGGGAACGAGAGAAGUAUACGAAGAGAAGCUUCGUCGUGGGAAUCUUGAUUAUGAUCCGACAAUGAAUCCUGGUCUUGGUUCAGCUCGAUGUCCUCGUUGCCUUUCUCUCUUAAACCCUAAUUCAGAGAAAGGAGAGUGGAUGGUUACUCCAGUUUUGCACGAUGCUGCUGCAGUGGCUGGGUCUGGUAUUGGUGGAUUGCUUAGUGCCGUCCAUGCUUUCAAUACAGGGAUCCCCUAUCUUCAAAAUCGGUUUCCAGGGUCAAAGCGGCUCUCUUUUCUUGUGGGGGUUCCAUUGCUGCUAGUAUAUUCAGGUGUUGGAGCUGCGUUUGGAGGUUAUGCACUCCCGAAGUUUGCACAGCUGACAGUCACCUCGUAUUAUGCAUCUUCAAGUGCUUCACAUUAUGGAAUUUCUAUGCUCACCCGCCGUAUCGAAGAAGCUCAUCUCUCUCGAACUCAAAAAGAAGAGGCCUUGGCAUAUAGACUUCAUUCAAAGGCUGUUCUAUGGAGGCAAUAAGAGAAACAUGGUCAUGUGCCGCUGAUUCUAACUACUUUUUUUUUUCAAGUCCAUUUUGUAUUGAUGAUCAGAGUAUAUGGGUAGAGAAAUGAACAAAUAAAUAUGGUAUACAGCUUGUUUGUUGAUGAUUCUCUUUGAAUUGCCCAAAAAAAGGUUUGAAAAGAAACUAAAGAAGAAAGCUUUUGAGGAAAAGCUUUAGCUUUAGGUUCUCUGUGUUGAGAAAGAUGUGAAAGCUCUCUUUGGCUAACUCUACAUUUGUAAUCAUGGACCACUUUAAUUUCACUUCUCAACUCUCCCUCUC